AGUGGCGCAUGGCAUGACGGCAACCCACCGUGGUCUUAAACUUGUAUAUCUCACAGGUGACUAGUUUUAUUUAUUCGUGCAACAGGUUUACUCCCAUUAAAAGGGAACGGUACGAGAAUUUUACAAACCCUUACUCUUCAUUCCGGUCGGCCAUUUUCCCAAUUUUUAAAUAACCUUGCCCGAGUUUUCAUUUCUUUCGAGAGAGAGAGAGAGCGCAAAGUUUGACAUUGUUUGAUACACGGUGAAAGCGACCUGCGCUGCGACCCAAAGUCCAUUUUCGUCACACAACAGAGAAAAUGCUUUGGUGGUUGACAAACGUCAAACUGGUUUUGUUUUUCCUAGUAAUUUCUCGACUUUCCCUGGCAGCCAACAAAGCGGAGCGUAACGAUACGAUCAAGCGCAGCUUUCACGGCGAAUCACACGUGUCAUCUUACGUGACCGUCACUGUCCCCUAUGAAAAUGACGACUUGAUUGCCCGACUUAUUACCGACCAACUGGAGACGACCACCGAUUCAUCAGCCAAUCCUCGUUUUGACAAUCAAGUUUCUUCGUCACUAGAAACGGUUUUGAAUCGAUGCCUCGAUAGGCAUUUGACAGUCCAAUUUUUGGGUCCAUUUCUUAUUUUUACCGGCCUCAUUGGUCUUCUUAAUGGCCCACUUUUCGGAGUCAAAGUGCUUCUCUUCUCCAUACAGUUUAACAUCGUUUUCCCGACGUUUGUCUGCUUCGUCACGGAAUGGUUUUAUCACAAUCCAGAUCGAGUAGGACUUCCUGAACUUUAUUGAGGAAAUUUACAUAUUUCGAGUCAUCGUAUUUGUUUAUGAAAAUACUGUGAUGCUACUUGGGUUUUUUCCUAAAUUAUUCAUGUUAUCUGUGGUAUAAGAAUCGUACCAUUUCGGGUGGUCUUUGUCCCUCAUUUGAAAAUCCUUUAAUCAUUAUUUACGUAGAGUAAAUACAACGCGUAAAAGGAUA
Messenger RNA from Daphnia pulex (common water flea), 969 nucleotides. RefSeq lists its product as uncharacterized. The record is from RefSeq and is a predicted model, not a curated record. Bases 297 to 782 code for a protein of 161 amino acids. The transcript is spliced from 3 exons. Lineage: Eukaryota; Metazoa; Arthropoda; Branchiopoda; Diplostraca; Daphniidae.